Molecule: messenger RNA, 348 nt
Organism: Ambispora gerdemannii
Lineage: Eukaryota; Fungi; Glomeromycota; Glomeromycetes; Archaeosporales; Ambisporaceae
Source: the annotation of a GenBank genome assembly
AUGGAUAAAGUCAAGAAUAUAAUAAUCAAUCGAUCGCAUUAUGUACAUCCACAACCACCCCAUCUCCCUUCCCUUCACCUAUACCGCACCACACUUCGAUUUACACGAAAUCCCAAACAAUUCCCGUUUCAUUAUUUACGCGAAAAAACCAAAUUCAACGUUCGUGAGUUAUUCGAACUAUAUCGCGAGGAAAAAGAUAUAGAGGAAUUAGGGAGACUAGUUGUUCGUGGACACCAGGAUUUAGAGUUUUUGAAAGCUUGGAUGUUUGUCGAUCCGGAGAUUCGUGCUCAGAUAUUUAGAGGAUUUGGAUCGGAAAAGAAAAAAGUGGAAGGCAAUGAAAAUCCUUAA